Molecule: messenger RNA, 210 nt
Organism: Miscanthus lutarioriparius
Lineage: Eukaryota; Viridiplantae; Streptophyta; Magnoliopsida; Poales; Poaceae
Source: the annotation of a GenBank genome assembly
AUGUUUGAUCUCGACGAGCUCGUCAAAGCCACCAACGGCUUCAGCUGCAUGCUCAAGGUCCGCAAGGGCGGCUUCGGCUCCGUUUACCGUGCCUUCUGCUCCACCGGCUCAAGGUCGUCCUCGCUGUUAAGCGCCUCAACCAUCACAGCCUUUAGGGACUUCUGGAGGAACUUAAGGUUGCACCUUCUGCUCCUGUGCAACCAGCUCUGA